Nannospalax galili (Upper Galilee mountains blind mole rat) is the source of this 1999-nucleotide messenger RNA. RefSeq names its product methyltransferase like 3 (gene Mettl3). The coding region runs from base 129 to 1871 and encodes 580 amino acids. The transcript has 11 exons. Gene Ontology annotation, cellular component: nucleus; RNA N6-methyladenosine methyltransferase complex. The record is from RefSeq and is a predicted model, not a curated record. NCBI's taxonomy places the organism in Eukaryota, Metazoa, Chordata, Mammalia, Rodentia, Spalacidae. Gene Ontology annotation, molecular function: mRNA m(6)A methyltransferase activity; mRNA (2'-O-methyladenosine-N6-)-methyltransferase activity.
GGAAGUGACUUUUCGUCUUGGCUCUUUUUCCGCCUGGCCUUCCGGCGUCCGACGCCGGAUGCAUCUCUGUUGUAGGGUGGGGAGGUGCUAGUCCGGGCGCCCGAUUCGAGUCGGCGCUGGGAGCUAGGAUGUCUGACACGUGGAGCUCGAUCCAGGCCCACAAGAAGCAGCUCGACUCGCUGCGUGAGCGGCUGCAGCGCAGGCGGAAGCAGGACUCGGGGCACUUGGAUCUACGGAAUCCAGAAGCAGCACUGUCCCCAACCUUCCGUAGUGAUAGCCCAGUGCCUACUGCACCUACCUGUAGUGGCCCUAAGCCCAGUACAGUUUCAGUCAUUCCUGAAUUAGCUACAGACCCAGAGUUAGAGAAGAAGUUGCUACACCACCUCUCGGAUCUAGCCUUAACCUUGCCCACUGAUGCUGUGUCCAUCUGUCUUGCCAUCUCUACGCCAGAUGCACCUGCCACUCAAGAUGGGGUAGAAAGCCUUCUACAGAAGUUUGCAGCUCAGGAGUUGAUUGAGGUAAAGCGAGGUCUCCUACAAGAUGAUGCACAUCCCACUCUUGUGACCUAUGCUGACCACUCCAAACUCUCUGCAAUGAUGGGUGCUGUGGCAGAAAAGAAAGGCCUUGGAGAAGUAGCAGGGACUAUCACGGGGCAGAAACGACGGGCAGAACAGGACUCAACAACAGUAGCUGCUUUUCCCAGCUCUUUAGCCUCUGGACUGGCCUCUUCAGUAUCAGAACCAGCUAAGGAGCCAGCUAAAAAAUCAAGGAAGCAUGCUGCUUCAGAUGUUGAUCUGGAGAUAGAAAGUCUUUUGAACCAACAGUCUACUAAAGAACAACAAAGCAAGAAGGUCAGUCAGGAGAUCCUAGAGCUAUUAAAUACCACAACAGCCAAGGAACAAUCCAUUGUUGAAAAGUUUCGCUCACGAGGUCGGGCCCAAGUGCAAGAAUUUUGUGACUAUGGGACCAAGGAGGAGUGCAUGAAAGCCAGUGAUGCUGAUCGACCUUGUCGCAAGCUGCACUUCAGACGAAUUAUCAACAAGCACACAGAUGAGUCUUUAGGUGACUGCUCUUUCCUUAACACAUGUUUCCACAUGGAUACGUGCAAAUAUGUUCACUAUGAAAUUGAUGCUUGCAUGGAUGCUGAGGGUCCUGGAAGCAAGGACCAUGCACCAAGCCAGGAGCUCGCUCUUACACAGAGCGUUGGGGGUGAUUCUAGUGCAGAUCGACUCUUUCCUCCUCAGUGGAUCUGUUGUGACAUCCGGUACCUGGACGUCAGUAUCUUGGGCAAGUUUGCAGUAGUGAUGGCUGACCCACCUUGGGAUAUUCACAUGGAGCUACCCUACGGGACCUUGACAGACGACGAGAUGCGCAGGCUCAACAUACCAGUGCUUCAGGAUGACGGCUUUCUUUUCCUUUGGGUCACAGGCAGGGCCAUGGAAUUAGGCAGAGAGUGUCUGAACCUCUGGGGUUACGAACGUGUAGAUGAAAUUAUCUGGGUGAAGACAAAUCAACUGCAGCGCAUCAUUAGGACAGGCCGUACAGGUCACUGGUUGAACCAUGGGAAGGAACACUGCUUGGUUGGUGUUAAAGGAAAUCCUCAAGGCUUUAACCAGGGUCUGGACUGUGAUGUGAUUGUAGCUGAGGUUCGUUCCACCAGUCACAAACCAGAUGAAAUUUAUGGCAUGAUUGAGAGACUCUCCCCUGGUACCCGCAAGAUUGAGCUCUUUGGACGACCACACAAUGUGCAACCUAACUGGAUUACUCUGGGAAAUCAACUGGAUGGGAUCCACCUGCUAGACCCAGAUGUGGUUGCACGGUUUAAGCAAAGGUAUCCAGAUGGUAUCAUCUCAAAACCUAAGAAUUUAUAAAAGUACUCUAUAGAGCUGACCACCCAGAGCCACGGUCUGCAGCCCACACCUGAAGAGGAAUGUUUGCACAACAGCUUCCCCCUUAUUUAAAUAAAAAUUUGUAUUGUAAUUGGGAUUUUGAGGUGAAA